Xyrauchen texanus (razorback sucker) is the source of this 2201-nucleotide messenger RNA. It is a transcript of the gene gmppab, whose product is annotated as GDP-mannose pyrophosphorylase Ab. Gene Ontology annotation, molecular function: transferase activity. Gene Ontology annotation, cellular component: cytoplasm. The transcript is spliced from 12 exons. Gene Ontology annotation, biological process: biosynthetic process. The coding region runs from base 248 to 1516 and encodes 422 amino acids. Lineage: Eukaryota; Metazoa; Chordata; Actinopteri; Cypriniformes; Catostomidae. The record is from RefSeq and is a predicted model, not a curated record.
UCCGCAUUGCUUUAGGCACCGGAUUCAAUGAAACAAGUCAGCGUUAACCAAAUGUACUGCUCAGUUUUGACAAAACUGUCAAACUUUGAAGCAGUCGUAAACGUUUCGGUCGUUUUCAUAAAACGUUUUAUUUGAAUCGGCUACGGUAAUAAUAAUAAUAAGAAGAAUAAUUGGACGGGAAUUAAACAGCGUUAAUAAAUCUGUAUAUUUCCUCGUCUUGAACAUUGUACUGAAUCAUAAUUUGAAUAUGUUUAAAGCGAUUAUCUUAAUUGGGGGCCCUCAAAAAGGUACCAGGUUCCGUCCUCUGUCAUUCGAGGUGCCCAAACCACUGUUUCCUGUGGCAGGGGUUCCCAUGCUGCAGCAUCAUAUAGAAGCAUGUUCCAAAGUUCCUGAUGUGAAAGAGAUCAUCCUAAUAGGUUUUUAUCAGCCCAACGAGGAGCUAAACCACUUCAUUUCUUCUGCUCAGCAGGAGUUUAAAGUCUCAAUAAGGUACUUGCAGGAGUUUGCUGCCCUGGGUACAGGUGGUGGGAUCUAUCAUUUUCGUGAUCAGAUCCUGUCAGGAGGGACGAAGGCAUUUUUCCUUAUGAAUGCAGAUGUAUGCUCUGAGUUCCCCUUGCAAGAAAUGCUCCGGUUCCACCGACAACAUGGGGACAGUCAUUGUGGUGUCAUACUUGGAACCACAGCCAAUAGAAAGCAAUCCUUGAACUACGGUUGCAUUGUUGAAAACCAGCAAACAAAUGAGGUGCUCCAUUUUGUCGAGAAACCCAGUACAUUCGUAAGUGACAUUAUCAACUGUGGCAUCUAUUUAUUCACACCAGACAUUUUCAGCCAUAUUGGGAAGGUUUUCCAGACGAACCAACAAGAGAAGCUCCAAGAAGAGCUCACCUAUGGUAGACAGAUGCCAGAGGUGAUUCGUCUGGAACAGGACAUCUUUACAAGCCUAGCAGGACAGAAAAAACUCUACGUCUAUAAAACCCAGCAUUGCUGGAGUCAGAUCAAGUCUGCAGGGUCAGCAAUAUAUGCUAGCCGCUUAUACCUCAAACAGUAUCAUCAGACACAUCCUGAGAGACUGGCCACAAACCAGGAUGGAACCCCACAAAUAAUAGGAGAUGUUUACAUUCACCCUACGGCAAAUAUCGACCCCUCAGCUGUGCUGGGUCCUAAUGUUUCCAUUGGGAAAGGUGUGACAAUUGGCGGAGGUGUAAGAGUGAGAGAAUCCAUAAUUUUACAUGGAGCCAUUUUACAGGACCACUGCUGUGUAUUAAACAGUAUUGUUGGGUGGGACAGUUCAGUGGGGAAGUGGGCAAGAGUGGAGGGAACCCCAAGUGACCCGAACCCCAAUGACCCUUUUGCCAAGAUUGACAGUGAGACAUUGUUCAGGGACGGAGGACUGACUCCAUCCAUCACCAUCCUUGGCUGCAAUGUGAAUAUUCCUUCAGAGGUCAUCAUCCGAAACUCUAUCGUCUUGCCUCAUAAAGAUCUCAACCGAAGCUUCAAAAACCAGAUUAUCUUAUAGAAGGUUUUGACUAGAGACUCCUGAGUAAAAACAUUGGGUCAAGUAGAAAGUAUAUAGCCUACAAUUUGCACAAAGCAUUUAUUAAUUUUUAUCGGUUCUGUAUUUGAUAUUCACAGAUCAUUGAAAAUGUUUUGAUCCGAUUGUAUUAUGAAAACGAAUGAGGUGCAUAUUACGGUUAAACAGUAAUGCAUUUUUCUGAUAAUUCCAAGACUUGGAAUUUCGUACUUGAUGUUAUGCUGAAGCACUGGCCUUGUCCUCAUGGGAUAACACAACACAGCAUAAAUCUGUGUGGUUAUCUGAUUUGUAUUUUUCUGAUUUCUGGAGGUCUAAUUAGCUGGAAUAGUCCUUAGUCCUUAAUUACAAAUGACUAAAAUAUAAUGGGGAGUGAGCAAUAAAGUUUUGAUUAAAAACUUAUGUAUUUGGAGGCACAUAGUAUACAGUAGUUCACAUAUUGUGCUGGUCAUCGUGGGUCCUCAAGGGCAUGAAUAGAAAAGGGUUCAGCCUUUUUAACGAAGAGGGCUUACUGUUAACUGUUCCUGUUUUCUCUUAGGAGAACAUAACGACUGUGCAUUAAAUCAUCUAAGAAAAUACAGGAAACAAGAUGAGUUUUAUGCCAAAAUUAGCACAGACUGUGGCCUGAUUUUUCUGUACUUAAAAAAUAAAUCAAAUAAAAAAAUGAAUCUUG